GUAGGUGGAGCUUCCAGCCUCAUUUGCAUGCCCCGCUCCCUUAGACACAGAUAUGAUAUGAUAUAUUUUAUGGUCCGCAAUGGUGAAAAUUGACUUGGACAAUAGAGAGUGCUGCUACUUCCACAUAAAUACAUGAAUACGUGGAAUAACCCCCCAUCAUACAUCCCACUCCCACCUACUAAUAUGCAGAGGGUGAGGGGCAGCCCCACAGAAACCCGAUGAAUCACACCUGAGGAGGCAAACAGGAAGAGCAGUAGAAGUUGUUUGGCAGCAACGGCAGCAGGAGCAGGUAGGAGACACAACACACACAGUUUCAGAGAGCCAACCAAUCCAGGGGGGCCUUCACCUCUCCACCCUAUCCCAGACCAGAUCAGACCAGUCCAGAUCAGAACCAGACCCAGACCAGAACGAAACCAGUUCAAACCAGACCAGACCAGUCCCGAUCAAGUUGUUUAAGGUGUAACGGACUGAGAGAUGAGGGGUAGGGCUCUCUGACCCCUGACACUAACAAGGUGGUGUAACCUCCAACCCCUGUGGCUUCUCCGAUGUUCUCCAGAAAGGACAGCCUUCCCUCCCCCAGCUUGGAAGACUCCUUCUUCCCCCUCUCCUCCACCUCCUCCCAUUCUCUCUCUCUCGCUUAUCCCUCCUCCUCUUCCUCCUCAUGCUGCCAGGGUGGGAGUGGCUCCAUGGGGAAGGCGGGGUUAAAGGCAGAGCUGGAGGCAGGUCUAGAGACAGAUCUGAUCCUGGCUGCUGAGUUGGGCCAGGCUCUGUUGGAGAGGAAUGAAGAGCUGGCCGAGGCACUGACACAGAGAGACAGACAUGUAGAGGUCCUGCAGCAGGAGAAGCAUGUUCUCCGGAGGAGAUUGGAGGUAUGUGAACUGUCGUCACAACAGAGAGAGGCGGAGCUAACCUCCGAACUCUCCUCCUUACUGGCCGAGCUGGACCGACAUCACAGCCGGGGGCAGGGCCAGAAGCGGGAGGAGAACACACAGCUGACUGAGCUGGCCAAUCACAACCACCGCCUGGUGGAAGAGUUGGCAGAGGCGGUGUCAGUAGAACACUCAUUGCGUGUGGAACUCCGUUCACUCCGAGAAGAGAUGGAAGACUCCUCCCUCAGCAAAACCAUUAGUUCUACACAACUAGACAACACACAAGCAGAGAACAGGGUGUUGAAGGAGAGGCUGGGUAAUAUGGAGGAACAGUUGAGGCUGUGGCAGGAGGACUGUGAUAGGCUGAGAGGCGAGAGGGAGAGGCAGAGAGACACACUGACAGAUCUACAGACCAAUCUGAGAGAGAGAGAAGACCAGUUGGAGCAGGAACAGAGUGUGGUGUUUGAGUUGCGGACACUGAGCCGUUCUCUAGAGCGGAGAGUCCAGAGGCUGGAAGAGGACACCAGUCUGGACAACACACACACUCACACACACCCUCUGUCACUUCUCAGUGAGAUACAGCAGACUCAGGCUACAGAGACACUGUUGGCCCACUCUACCAUCCUACAAGACAAAGACCAGGAGAUAAACACACUGAGAGAAAAGCUAUGCUCCAGAGAGGCGGAGCUUGAUUCUCUGAGGGAGGAGCUACAGCCGUUCAGGAGCUGUCAAGGAAAACCCAGCUACAGCUCCCUGGAGAGCGAGCUCCCUGGAGAGCGAGGUGUGUACGGUGCGAGCGGAGAGAGACAGUCUGACCCAGCAGCUGCUGAACACCAUUCAACACAAGGUGGUGCUGUCGCAGGAGGUCGACGCAUGGCAGGAGGACAUGCGGCUGCUGAUAAGUCAGCAGGUGCAACAGCAGGCAGAGGAGAAAGAGAGAGAAAAGGAACGAGAGAAAGAGAGCAAGAAAGGCCAGCCUCCCGGAGUCGCCUCUUCACUGUUGGCGUUGAGAUCCCAGAGAAGCUUAAAUUAUCUAACCAUAUGGACACUGUGGUGAAGAAGGCAUGACAGCGACUCUUCAUCCUCAGGUUACUGAAGAAAUUCGGCAUGUCCCGAGGGCCCUCACAGUGUUCUUCCAGAGCAUAUGGUCGGGUUGCAUCACAGAUUGGUACAGCAAAUCCCCCGCCGUGGACUGCAAGGUGCUUCAGAGGGUGAUACGUGCAGCCGAACGCACCCUUGAGUUUGCACUGCCUGCCUUCCAGGACAGCUACACCACCAGGUGUCGCAGGAAGGCCAAGAAGAUCAUCAGGGACCCCAUUCUUCUUUGCAAUAUCGACCUACCCUGGCCAAACCCGGACGACGCUGGGCCAAUUGCACGCCGCCCUAUGGGACUCCCAAUCACGGCCGGAUGUGAUACAGCCUGGAUAUUAAACACUGUACCCUGCAGUCACACCUCAACCCUGUACAUGUGACUAUUGAACACUCUGAACAUGAAUCUGAUUGGUUUAUUUUUUAAUUGAAGCAUUGUACAGUGAACAUCUGAUUGGUUUAUUUUGAAUAAAAACAUUAUAC
Messenger RNA from Oncorhynchus gorbuscha (pink salmon), 2441 nucleotides. It is a transcript of the gene bicdl2, whose product is annotated as BICD family like cargo adaptor 2. The record is from RefSeq and is a predicted model, not a curated record. Lineage: Eukaryota; Metazoa; Chordata; Actinopteri; Salmoniformes; Salmonidae. The transcript is spliced from 12 exons. Gene Ontology annotation, biological process: vesicle transport along microtubule; Golgi to secretory granule transport. Bases 546 to 1937 code for a protein of 463 amino acids.